AUGGCUGGCCCACAGCAGCAGCCCCCUUACCUGCACCUGGCCGAGCUGACGGCGACCCAGUUCCUGGAGAUCUGGAAGCACUUCGAUGCAGACGGAAAUGGGUAUAUUGAAGGUAAAGAGUUAGAAAACUUUUUCCAAGAAUUGGAGAAAGCAAGAAAAGGCUCUGGCAUGGUGUCAAAGAGUGACAACUUAGGGGAGAAGAUGAAGGAAUUCAUGCAGAAAUAUGACAAGAACUCAGAUGGGAAAAUCGAGAUGGCAGAGCUGGCACAGAUCCUGCCGACCGAGGAGAACUUCCUUCUGUGCUUCAGGCAGCACGUGGGCUCCAGCACUGAGUUUAUGGAGGCUUGGCGGAAGUAUGACACAGACAGAAGCGGUUACAUUGAAGCCAAUGAGCUCAAGGGAUUCCUGUCUGAUCUGCUGAAGAAGGCGAACCGACCAUAUGAUGAACCCAAGCUCCAAGAGUACACCCAAACCAUACUACGGAUGUUCGACUUGAACGGGGAUGGCAAACUGGGCCUCUCGGAGAUGUCCCGACUCUUGCCUGUACAGGAAAACUUCCUGCUUAAAUUUCAGGGCAUGAAGCUGACCUCGGAGGAGUUCAACGCGAUCUUCACAUUUUAUGACAAGGACGGAAGUGGCUACAUUGAUGAGAACGAACUGGACGCCCUCCUGAAGGAUCUGUAUGAGAAAAAUAAGAAGGAAAUGAACAUCCAACAGCUCACCAGCUACAGAAAGAGUGUCAUGUCUUUGGCUGAGGCGGGGAAGCUCUACCGCAAGGACCUGGAGAUUGUCCUCUGCAGUGAGCCCCCCCUGUAA
Rangifer tarandus platyrhynchus (Svalbard reindeer) is the source of this 816-nucleotide messenger RNA. NCBI's taxonomy places the organism in Eukaryota, Metazoa, Chordata, Mammalia, Artiodactyla, Cervidae. The record is from the annotation of a GenBank genome assembly.